Aspergillus glaucus CBS 516.65 is the source of this 1135-nucleotide messenger RNA. RefSeq names its product VOC family protein. Gene Ontology annotation, molecular function: methylmalonyl-CoA epimerase activity. Bases 64 to 1125 code for a protein of 353 amino acids. Gene Ontology annotation, biological process: L-methylmalonyl-CoA metabolic process. Gene Ontology annotation, cellular component: mitochondrion. The transcript is spliced from 5 exons. NCBI's taxonomy places the organism in Eukaryota, Fungi, Ascomycota, Eurotiomycetes, Eurotiales, Aspergillaceae. The record is from RefSeq and is a predicted model, not a curated record.
AAACACGCAACACAAGAGGAAGCAGCAAUCAGCGGAUACACAAACUGAACAUUAGUGGCCAAUAUGUCAUUGGAGACUCCUGUUAUCCCAGCAAACCGAGGUGCUUCUAUCUCGGACACAGUAGCCGUGGGAUCGGAGCAGGAGAGCAUCGAGGCCUGGAGACAGCGAUGCAGUAUCCAGACGGACCAGCAAAUCCGCCUGGUGAAGCUCGCUCAUAUGCGCUACCAACAUCCCGACCUUGAUGAGAUCACUACUUUCCUUCAGGAUUUUGGCAUGACCGUUGCUAAGAGGACUGAUACCAAGGCAUGGUUUCGCGGUUAUGGACCCGAUGCCUUCGUCUACUAUGCUCAAAAGGGCCCGAAGGAGUUUCUUGGAGGGGCUUACCAAGUCGAGUCCUAUCAGGACCUGGAGAGAGCAACGCAUUUACCGACAGCUAGCAAAAUCCAGGAGCUUACAGAUGCCCCAGGGGGUGGCUACCUUGUGACCUUGACAGACCCUUCAGGGUUUCCGGUCAAUAUGAUAUAUGGAGUGCUUCCAGCGGCAACCGGAGCCUAUCCUGAAAAGAUCACGUACAAUUAUGAGAUCGAGAAGCCGCGUGUCCGGAAGUUCCAGCGAUUCAACAUCGGGCCUGCUGCAGUUCACAAGCUGGGACACUACGGUGUCUGCACUACGAAAUUUGCCGCUCUGGUCGACUUCUAUACCAAGACCUUCAACAUAGUACCCAGCGACUUUCUGCACGUGGGCGAAGGCAGCGAGAAGAAGCAGGUGGCCCUUUUCGCUCAUAUAGAUCGUGGUGAGGAUUACGUGGACCAUCAUUGCUUUUUCAUCAGCUCCAAUCCAACCGACCACGUUCACCACUGCUCCUUUGAGGUUCAUGAUUUUGACACGCAGAAACUGGGUCAUCAGUGGCUUGCAAAGCAACGGUAUACAUCUGUUUGGGGGGUUGGACGUCAUAUUCUUGGAUCGCAGAUUUUCGACUACUGGUGGGAUACGACGGGAAAUAUGAUCGAACACUAUGCAGACAGCGAUCUGGUAAACAAGAACACGCCCAUCAGUUACGGUCCAGCGGGUGACGAGUCCUUGGCCGUUUGGGGGCCGGAAGUGCCGUCUUGGUUUUUGCAAUGAUAUCUCGGAG